Molecule: messenger RNA, 1584 nt
Organism: Eptesicus fuscus (big brown bat)
Lineage: Eukaryota; Metazoa; Chordata; Mammalia; Chiroptera; Vespertilionidae
Gene: KCNA6
Product: potassium voltage-gated channel subfamily A member 6
Exons: 1
Coding region: 1-1584 (527 amino acids)
Biological process (GO): protein homooligomerization; potassium ion transmembrane transport
Cellular component (GO): membrane; voltage-gated potassium channel complex
Molecular function (GO): delayed rectifier potassium channel activity; protein binding
Source: RefSeq, a predicted model, not a curated record
AUGAGGUCGGAGAAAUCCCUGACGCUGGCGGCGCCGGGGGAGGUCCGCGGGCCGGAGGGGGAGCAACAGGAUGCGGGAGACUUCCCGGAGGCUGGCGCGGGUGAGGGCUGCUGCAGCAGCGAGCGGCUGGUCAUCAACAUCUCCGGGCUGCGCUUCGAGACUCAACUGCGCACCCUGUCGCUGUUCCCCGACACGCUGCUGGGGGACCCUGGCCGCCGCGUCCGCUUCUUCGACCCCCUGCGGAACGAGUACUUCUUCGACCGCAACCGGCCCAGCUUCGACGCCAUCCUCUACUACUACCAGUCCGGGGGCCGGCUGCGGAGGCCGGUCAACGUGCCCCUGGACAUCUUCCUGGAGGAGAUCCGCUUCUACCAACUGGGGGACGAGGCCCUGGCCGCCUUCCGGGAGGACGAGGGCUGCCUUCCCGAGGGCGGCGAGGACGAGAAGCCCCUGCCCUCCCAACCCUUCCAGCGCCAGGUGUGGCUGCUCUUCGAGUACCCGGAGAGCUCGGGGCCCGCCAGGGGCAUCGCCAUCGUCUCCGUGUUGGUCAUCCUCAUCUCCAUCGUCAUCUUUUGCCUGGAGACUCUGCCCCAGUUCCGUGCAGAUGGUCGAGGUGGAAGCAAUGGUGGCGGCGUGAGCAGAGUCUCCUCAAUCGCCAGGGGGAGUCAGGAGGAAGAAGAGGAUGAAGACGAUGGCUAUACAUUUCAUCCUGGCAUCACCCCUGGGGCAGGGGGCUCCUCCUCACUGAGCACUCUGGGGGGCUCCUUCUUUACCGACCCCUUCUUCCUGGUGGAGACCCUGUGCAUCGUUUGGUUCACUUUUGAGCUCCUGGUGCGUUUCUCCGCCUGCCCCAGCAAGCCGGCCUUCUUCCGCAACAUCAUGAACAUCAUCGACUUGGUGGCCAUCUUCCCCUACUUCAUCACCUUGGGCACCGAGCUGGUGCAGCAGCAGGAGCAGCAGUCAGCCAACGGAGGGGGUGGCCAGAACGGGCAGCAGGCCAUGUCCCUGGCCAUCCUCCGAGUGAUCCGUCUGGUCCGGGUGUUCCGAAUCUUCAAACUCUCCCGCCACUCCAAGGGGCUGCAGAUCCUGGGCAAGACCCUGCAGGCCUCCAUGCGGGAGCUGGGCCUGCUCAUCUUCUUCCUCUUCAUCGGAGUCAUCCUCUUCUCCAGCGCCGUCUACUUCGCAGAGGCUGAUGAUGACGAUUCGCUCUUUCCCAGCAUCCCAGAUGCCUUCUGGUGGGCAGUGGUGACGAUGACCACAGUAGGUUAUGGGGACAUGUACCCCAUGACAGUUGGAGGCAAGAUCGUGGGCUCCCUCUGUGCCAUCGCUGGGGUCCUCACCAUCGCCCUGCCAGUGCCGGUCAUCGUCUCCAACUUCAACUACUUCUACCACCGGGAGACGGAGCAGGAGGAGCAAGGCCAGUACACCCAUGUCACGUGUGGGCAGCCUGCGCCGGACUUGAAGGUGGCCGACGGUGGACUUGGCAAGCCUGAAUUCUCUGAGGCCGCCCGGGAACGGAGACCCAGCUACCUUCCCACUCCACAUCGGAUGUAUGCAGAGAAAAGGAUGCUCACUGAGGUUUGA